AGGUACUACGUGCAUGGCGUGUGCCGCCAGGGCAGCCGCUGCCUGUUCUCCCACGACCUGUCCGCGAGCCGCGCAGCCGCCGUCUGCCGCUUCUACCAGAAGGGACAGUGCGCCUACGGCGCGCGCUGCAGAUAUGAUCAUACCAGGCUUCCUGCUCCUAGUGGUACAGUGGGCAUUGCACCACCCAGCCUCUCUUUACCAGUGCUCCACAGCCCAAACCCUCCAUCAGAGCAUAGCACACCUGUAAUCAAGAGCAAAACAUGUGAACCUGGCAAGCGUGAAAAGAAAACACUAGUGCUGAGGGACAGAAAUUUACGUAGUUUGAAUGAAGAAAAGACGAGACUCAGUGCAGCAAGUGACCUGGCUUGUUGCAGUGACAGAACUGAUGAUCUGGAAAUGAAGCCCCAUUCAUAUCUACAAGCUAUUUGCACUGGGCUGGAAGAUCCAAUGCCUGGAAGUUCCUCUGCUGAUGGACAGCAGCUGUGUCCCUAUGCAGCUGCUGGGGCGUGCCAGUUCGGUGACCAGUGCCCUUACCUCCAUGGAGAGGUGUGUGAGAUCUGUGGAUUGCAAGUGCUUCAUCCCUUCGACCAAGAGCAAAGGAAGGCUCAUGAGACGAUGUGCAUGGCUGCUUUUGAACACGAGAUGGAGAAGGCUUUUGCCUUCCAGGCAAGUCAGGAUAAGGUAUGCAGCAUUUGCAUGGAGGUGAUAUAUGAGAAACCAUCAGCCUCUGAACGGAGGUUUGGAAUCCUUUCCAACUGCAGUCAUACGUACUGUCUAUCCUGCAUUCGACAGUGGAGGUGUGCCAAACAGUUUGAGAAUCCAAUCAUAAAAUCCUGCCCAGAGUGCCGAGUUAUAUCGGAGUUUGUAAUUCCCAGUGUAUACUGGGUAGAAGACCAGAAUAAGAAAAAUGAGCUGAUUGAAGCAUUUAAGCAAGGAAUGGGGAAAAAAGCCUGCAAAUACUUUGAACAAGGGAAAGGAACCUGCCCAUUUGGAGGGAAAUGCCUUUAUCUUCAUGCCUACCCAGAUGGGACGAGAGCUGAACCUGAAAAACCACGGAAACAGCUCAGCUCUGAGGGCACUGUGCGGUUCUUCAACUCUGUUCGGCUCUGGGAUUUCAUUGAAGAUAGAGAAAGUCGGACUAUGCCCAGUGCUGCUGAUGAUGUGGCAGAGCUUGGGGAGCUUUUCAUGCACCUCUCAGGGGCAGAUGAAGAGUCUGCUACUUCUCAAUGAGAAGACCUGAAGAUGUUUUUUCUGUAUCCAUCUAGCUAUUUAUUUAGCAGUUUUACUUUUUACUGUAAACAGAAUGUGUGGCUUGCUGAGGUUCUAGCACGGUUUUAGUAUAAGUCUUUGUACUACAACAAAAAUACUUAAGGCUAAUAAAGGAAAUUAAGUGACAUGCAUGGAAAAAAACUUAGUGAUCCAUAAGUCCUGUAGGGGGAGGAGGUAACUUUGUAAGCACAUCUUGCUUUUCUUUUCCAUUUCAGAAGCCUGCCUACAACUAGCCAAAUCAUGGAUUUAGGGCAGUCUUAUCCAGCCCUCUAGGCUUCCUAAGGACCUGGAAAUUUGGUGGUGAGGGAAGCUUUGGCAGCUUUAACUGCCUCUCCCUGAUGCCAAACCUCUGGAUCUGCAGGGAGCCCUGCAUGCCACAUCUGGGCACGCAUGGCUUCACCCAUGGAUCAAAUCUGCACCACUUAUCUAUCCCACAGAAACAGACAGUGCCAAACUCUUAGGAAGGCUAGCUCUUCAUUUAGAGAGGGACUGCCUGGUAGAUGUGUGUUGGAGCCACUGCUGUUGCAGGGGUGGUGUUGGUUUGCUGUGUAGGUAAAAAUCUCACUACAGGUUAACCAAUGAGGCAUUUUAAUACAAAGCACAACAAUUCAGAACAAGUACAGGAAUUGUAUGUUACUGCAUAAUUCAAGCUGUAAUAUCAUCCCUUCACUGUAGCUAAAUACUGGGGAUUUUGAACUGUGGAGCCAGUGUGACAUUUCAUGUAAAGAUGCACCUCCUGUAUCUGCUCUCCAUCUUGGGGCACUAGCCAAGGGAAUUCUAACUAGAUGCCACUGGUCUUGGCCAGCUGUGUAAGGUGCUAUAGUUGCAUUGUGUGAUUUAUUGCUGCAAUUCCUAACUGACAGUGCAGGAUCAUCUAGAUUGCAAGGUGAAAUGAGGGAAAGCAAAUGGAGGAAAAGAACACUUUUGCACCUUAGACUCCGAUUCAGAGCAGCGUACCUGCUGCAGCUGAAAAGUCUCAGCCUAGUUCCAAACUGCAGCAGUGAAUGCCAAAUUUAUUCUGACUACUAGAGCAUUAAGUUCAAGGUAAGUCUUUAUCAAAACAUUCUGAAGAACAAGCUUUGAUUAACCCAGUACAGUAUGUCUCUAGGCCUCUUGUUAUUACCUGGUUCAGGUACCAAUUGCAAGAUCACAGUAAUAGAUGUUAUACUUAAAAUCAAGUGCAACUUCUACUUAAUGCCUUUAAGACAAAAGUUAAUGAUAAUGUAAAGCUCUCCCUGCUUUACUUUCAGCAUAUUUAAGAUGUAAAACAUGUUGCCCCCACCCCCUUCCUGCAAAGGGAAUGUGUUUCUCCACCCCAGCAACCUGGAGCCUGGGAUAGAACACUGUACCUUGCUGAUAAAGAGGGUAGAGAAACUGACAUUCUAUAAAUAAUCUCCUUGGCAUGGUUGUAACUGAGACCUUUGCUCCCACCACUGCAUUUAUUAUACAACCUAUCCCCCAGCAGUUCAGAUCUGUUUCCUUGUUCGGUUUCAGAUCAUAUUUCUAGCACUGGCAUCUAGCUUUGCAUAAAAGAACUUCUGAGUCUCUUAGGAGGACUCUUAAUUACUUGCACAAAGCCUCUGGCCCCUUAGUACAGAUUAAAGGCUUUCUGUAACAUUCUCAGAGCUGUAGGAGGUAUUAAAAUGGAGUGCAUUUCUUCAUCACUCCAGGUUACUAAAUUGCUUCAUUAGUCAUUGCUGUUGUGCUCCAGGUCUCUUAGUUUCCUUUUAAAUCUUUGGCUUCUGUUCUAGCUUGAAAGGAAGGGUACCCAUGCCUGGGUGCUGGGCUAUUUGCUAUCCCUUAUUCCAACCUUCUCUCUCUCUCAACUUGGGUGU
Molecule: messenger RNA, 3104 nt
Organism: Alligator sinensis (Chinese alligator)
Lineage: Eukaryota; Metazoa; Chordata; Crocodylia; Alligatoridae
Gene: MKRN2
Product: makorin ring finger protein 2
Exons: 7
Biological process (GO): protein polyubiquitination
Molecular function (GO): metal ion binding; ubiquitin protein ligase activity
Source: RefSeq, a predicted model, not a curated record